Neurospora tetrasperma FGSC 2508 is the source of this 778-nucleotide messenger RNA. RefSeq lists its product as uncharacterized. The transcript has 2 exons. Lineage: Eukaryota; Fungi; Ascomycota; Sordariomycetes; Sordariales; Sordariaceae. The record is from RefSeq and is a predicted model, not a curated record. The coding region runs from base 158 to 778 and encodes 206 amino acids.
CCAAGGAUCCGAGUCCUGGUUUCUGCAACGGAGAUGAUAUCACAGCGGGCCUUGCGGUUGUCACUGAUAUGAUCAUCGAACUUGACGCCGAGGUUGACAUUAGCAGCGCCUUUCAUAUGAGGUUUGACAAGGGCGGGGGUACUGAACUCUCGUCGCCAUGUCCAGCCGCAACUUUUCGAACUUCAACUUCUACCGUGGGAAGUUUCAGUUCCUGCCAGUCACCUUGUCUUCUCCAACAGCCACUCUCAAGACCGUCAAGUCAAGAGUCCCGCUAAAGGCUAGACUGGAGCUCAAGCAGGUGACGAAGCAACUCCGAAAGAUAAAAAUGAGGACUACGAGCCGCCGUUUGGGGCUGAAGUGGUUGCUAAAGGAAUUAUUAUCCACGUGGCCGAGUUCUCAAUAUCCGCUACAGGACCCACGGCUACUCGGUGAAACGAUGUGGAAUCGGCCGGUGUUGUGCGCCCUGACAGUUCGUCAUUACACGAACUUGCAGUCCGCAGAGACGGGGAUGAGAAAGAAGACGAAGAGUGCAAGCUCAUGGACCAUAGAAGCCCUAGACAACACCUGGGGUCUUCGUCCUAAUUCUUCUAUCCCAGUUUUCCAUACCAAAAUAGGCGGCUUCUACGCCAUCCACACCACGCCCACGACGACAAUCACGGCCACAAUCACGGUGGGCUUGGAGGGACGUGAAUCUCCCAGACUCUGCCGAGGUUCAUUAUCGCCAAUAGCCAGCAGAUCGUACAGACAGCUUGAGUGGGGCUGGGAAGGUGUACGGUGA